GGGGCGCCUCAACGUCAGAGCGAGAGUCGCCUCAAAUGCGGGAGAAAGGAGGCCCUCCCAGAGCCGAGUGCAGACUCCCCUCGGGGUUCGGGAGAGAAGAUCCUCCAAUCUUCGGAGGGCAGAGCCUGUAUCCCACCAGCCUGGGAGGCGGCUCGGGGAGAGGGGCCCCGGGAGAAAGGCGGCUCCCCGGGGGACAUCUGCAGGUCCCUGGGGGAACGGAUGCGGCAGCCUGGGGGAAGGGCGGGCCCGGGGCCCCGGGGCAGGACCACCCAGCUGAUGCAGGUUAAGACCCAUGGCCUGACAGGAGACAGCGCACCGGCCCUGGGAGCGCAGGGGCCCCUCAGGGAAGCGUUGCGGGCUCCCCUUCAGCUCGCUGGGCCCCUGACCCGGCCACUGCUCCCAGGCCCAGGAGCGGUGAUGCUAGAGGCCCCAUGCACUGGGGGCUCCGUGCAGCGGGAGCGCCCCGCUGCUCUCCCAGGGCACCUGGGCCCGCUGCGCGAUCCGCCCUCGCUUCAGGGCCCAGGAGGAAGCCCUGGCCCCGCGAAGCAGGAGCUGGGCGGCUCCACGGGGCUUCCAGGCGCCUUCGGGAGACUGAGGGGUGCUGCGGAGGCCCCCAGAACCUCGAAGACCGCGUGGCUCGAGCCCCCGAGCAGAGACCGGGCGUCGGCGGGCAUGAACGCCGCGCAGCAGGCGUCGGCUCUGCAGCGGCUGCUGGAGCUGAACCGCGAGGCCAGACGCCGGCGGCAGCGGGACCGCGAGCAGCAGCGGCUCCGGGUCCUGGAGCGCCUCCGCAUCGCCAGGAACCGCCACUGCCGGGUGCACCCCCUGGAACCCCCACCGAGCCCAGCUCAGCUCCCACCACAGGCAAGACCCCCAGGAGAAGGCGGUGGGGCCACAACGACCCUGCCGGGGCGGGGGCCGGUGGCCGAGCUGGGAGCGACCUGGAUCGCUUUGACUGGAGUGUAUCCCGCACUUGCCAUAACACCUGCGGAGCGGGCCGACCCGGCUGCUGCCCUCUGCUGGCCGCUUCGAGCCCGGAGGCCGGGAGGCAGCGCGGGCGCUCAGCGUUCCGUCCCUCCCCAGGAGGACGCGGCAGGGCGACGACGCGCCCUGCGGGAACAGCUGGAGCAAACGCAUCGGGAAAGGACCGGGCGGCUGCGAGCCCUCGGGGCCAGGUGAGGGGCCGGAAGGGGAGUCUUGUGGGGUGGUGGCGGUCACUUUUUCCUGACAUCUGGGAUGAAAGGCCACUCUUUCCCCCAGGAACACCCAGAACUUCCAGCAGCUACUGUGGGCCCCCGGCGCUGUGGAACCUGACGAGCCUCGCCCAUCCUUCCGAGGCCCCUCUAAGUCUCUGAUGAAUCCUCAAGGAGA
Molecule: messenger RNA, 1371 nt
Organism: Cervus elaphus (red deer)
Lineage: Eukaryota; Metazoa; Chordata; Mammalia; Artiodactyla; Cervidae
Product: proto-oncogene FRAT1-like
Exons: 2
Coding region: 220-1179 (319 amino acids)
Source: RefSeq, a predicted model, not a curated record